AUGGAUUCCAAUUCCCACAUCAUUGCCUGGGGCUCAGGUGAAGAUGGGCAAUUAGGAAUCGGUACCAACGAAGAUAAGGAAUGGGUUUGUGCCGUCAAAGCUCUCCCUUCUCAACGUCUUCGCUCUGUUGUCGCCGGUAGCAGAAACUCACUCGCCAUUUCUCAUGAUGGCAAGUUGUUUACAUGGGGUUGGAAUCAAAGAGGGACGCUUGGACACCCGGCGGAGACCAAAACUGAAAACAUUCCCAGCCAGGUCAAAGCACUCUCGCAUGUUCAUAUUGUUCAGGCGGCUAUUGGUGGGUGGCAUUGUUUGGCUGUUGAUGAUCACGGAAGAGCUUAUGCUUGGGGUGGAAAUGAAUAUGGGCAAUGCGGUGAAGAACCCGAACGUAAGGAUGACAACGGUAGACCUUUGAGGAGAGAUAUAGUGAUCCCUCAGCCUUGUGCUCCCAAACUUGUUGUUCGACAGGUUGCUGCUGGAGGAACUCAUUCAGUGGUACUUACACGCGAAGGGCAUGUUUGGACAUGGGGUCAGCCGUGGCCUCCCGGUGAUAUUAAACAGAUUUCAGUCCCGGUUCGGGUGCAAGGUCUUGAGAAUAUAAGGCUUAUAGCAGUAGGCGCUUUUCAUAAUUUGGCUCUCCAAGAGGAUGGAACUUUGUGGGCAUGGGGUAAUAAUGAAUAUGGACAACUUGGAACUGGAGAUACACAACCAAGAUCACAACCUAUUCCCGUGCAAGGCCUUGCUGGACUUACUGUGAUAGAUAUUGCAGCUGGUGGAUGGCACUCUACUGCGUUGACAGAUGAAGGAGAGGUUUAUGGCUGGGGAAGGGGAGAACAUGGCAGACUUGGAUUUGGUGAUAGUGAUAAGAGCAGUAAAAUGUUACCUCAGAGGGUUCAACUUUUAGCCGGCCAAGAUAUUGUUCAGGUGUCUUGUGGAGGUACUCAUUCAGUUGCACUAUCCCGAGAUGGGCGCAUAUUUUCUUUUGGUAGAGGUGAUCAUGGGCGUCUUGGAUAUGGGAGGAAAGUCACUACUGGUCAACCGGUGGAGGUGCCUAUAGACAUCCCUCCUCCACAGAAUCUCAGUGACGGUGAAGCCGAGGGAACUUGGAUAGCCAAAAUCGUUGCGUGUGGCGGUCGCCAUACUUUGGCAAUAGUAGAAUGGAAAGAAGAUGAAUCUAAAGAUUGA
Messenger RNA from Vicia faba (fava bean), 1182 nucleotides. The record is from the annotation of a GenBank genome assembly. NCBI's taxonomy places the organism in Eukaryota, Viridiplantae, Streptophyta, Magnoliopsida, Fabales, Fabaceae.